AUGACGGUGCCCGUCUCACACUAUGAGCGGCCGGGCUCGAGCGGCACCGGCCCGCAAGUGAAGAGUGAGUAUGACGAUCUGGGUUAUUCCGCGGUGCAAUUCUCGGUUGAUUCACUGGACGCGGACGUGGUCAACUUUGAGGCCGGCAAAGAUGGUUACCACGGCGGCUCUGCGCCAGCGCACAACGAGGCCAUGGAUUGGGGAUCUGCGAUGCCAGCGGACGACCUGCGCUUCGACGACUUUCUCGACCUCGACAGCAUGUCACAUACGGGUGACGAGUGGCCUGACCAGCCCGACUCGCUCUUCUUCGACAUGCCCGCCCUUGACGGGUCCACCUCCACAACGAGCGUAUCAGACGAUUUCGACGACCUGCUGAGUUGCCACUCUCAGCAGCAACACAACCACCAGCACCACCUGUACCACCAGCACCAGCAACCGCAACAGCUGCUGCAGGUUCCGCCCGUGGAGGCUAGGACUAGCACGACAGGUGGUCCCGCUGCCACUAGCUGCAUGGCGGCUGGUAGUGGUGUUGGUAGUGCUAGCGGUGGUAGCGGCGCCAUUCGCUUUCCCUCUGCCCACCAGGAGGACUGCGGUCCAGCUGCUGAGGUUACCGAUGUUACUGCGCAGAUACGCCCGGGCAAGAGCCAGCCUUCUCCGGCGAUCGCCCGUGGUGGGGUGGGACUGGGACGGGGAGGGGGAGGGGGAGGGGCAGGUGGUAGAGUCCCAGGAGGACAAAGGAAAACACCGUCGACCUAUCCGGAUACAGCUCUCGGCCUUGGCGGCACCGAGUCGAUCUCUGACUCUGAGCUGCUACGGCUCGAGGGUAUCUCGUUGAAAGCGUCACCUUCUCGCGUCCCGCCCCUGGGCCAUGUCUCACACUCGCAACCUCCCACCCCCCUCCUCCACCAAGGCCAGGGCCCGGCCACGUCCAAGCCUACUCCCGCUACUACUACGACCACCACCACCACCUCCUCCUCCACCGCCGCCGCUACUACUGGCAGCCGGAGCUUCUUCAAGGCCGUUGCCUCCAAGAUCCAAAAAGCAGCCACCGUCCGCUCUAAGCCUUCCUUUUCCCGGACCACCAUCAACACCACUGAGCGCGACUCUUCCACCAUGUCCACACUCUCUAUCGACAGGCCCAUCUCACCUGCCAUCUCCCCUCGCAAAGCAUUCAAGCUCCGUCCUGACCAGCAACAAAUGGGCAUCCCCGACGGCUCUCACCCACAGCAACAACGCCUCCCCAUCUCACCUCCCAACAGUGCAACCAUCCCUCAGGGCCUCUCCAACCCGUUCUGCAACGGCUUCGUCGAGGACCCGUUCGGCUUCGACCCCAGCGUCGCUUCUGAUCCCUCACCUACCGUCUACAAGAGACAAGCCCCUCACACACCCAUUGACACCCCCGUGCUUGAGGACGAGAAGAGCAACAUGUACUUCCAACAACCCAUCCACCCUCAUCAGGGCGGUAUCGCCCAGGCUAACAAGGCCGUAUGGCCCCUGCCCUCCUCGUCGGCCCAUGCCGACUCUCACGGAAAUAUGGCCUGGUCCAACUCGUUUGCUCAGUCUGACGGCCUCGACACCACGCAGGGGGGGGAUGGUCCCGUCGACCUCAGCGACGCCAGCUCACAGUACCAGGCCCAGAAUGCCCGCAAUGCCACUUACAACCUCGCCCUCCACACCCAGCAAGCCGCUGGUGGUGCGGGUAGGGACAUGGCGUAUGAGUAUCAUAACCAGGGCCAGCAGCAGCAGCACAUGCCUACUGCUGGCAACCCCCACGAGAUGUCAGGACUCAUGAUCCAGAUGUCCCAGGCCAACCGUUCGUCAUCGUCGCCGGUUGUCCAGUCCGGCGCCUACACACACAUGCCCCAGCAUCAUCACGCAGUGGUGCAACAUCACCAACAGCAACUGCAGCAUCAAAUGCCGCCCCAACCCCAGACCGAACGUCGCCCGCGCAUGCCGCGCGCUCCUUCGGCUGGUGCACGACACAUGACAACGCCAAUGCGCCGACAGCGGCCCUCCUCCGCCAACCGUAACCGGGCUCGCGACUCGUCAUCAGCCAGUCCCACGCCCAACGGUCGGUCUCGCAACUCGUCUGGCUCCUCCAACGCUGGCGGUCCCGUCAUCGGCGCGAGCGUGAAGAAGCGUCGCUCCUUUCAAACCCCAGCCGGCGGUCGUCCUGGCCACCCACGCACGCCCAGCGGUGGCAGCAGUGGCGCGCUCGGGCUCGGCAUUGGCAUGGGCGAUGGCGGCGGCGGCGGCGGCUUCGUCAACUUCACACCCAGCGAUCACACUCUUCUCAUGACGGGUGUUGCCCCCUCGGGAUCCAGCAAGACCAAGGCGCGGCGCGAAAAAGAGGCUCUCGAAAAGAGGCGACGUAUGAGCGAAGCAGCCCUCAAGGCCGUCGCAGCAGCAGGCGGCGACAUUGACAAGCUCGUCGAAGAGGGUUUUGUUUUCUAG
This is a messenger RNA of Verticillium alfalfae VaMs.102, 2454 nucleotides long. RefSeq lists its product as hypothetical. The transcript has a single exon. Bases 1 to 2454 code for a protein of 817 amino acids. NCBI's taxonomy places the organism in Eukaryota, Fungi, Ascomycota, Sordariomycetes, Glomerellales, Plectosphaerellaceae. The record is from RefSeq and is a predicted model, not a curated record.